Messenger RNA from Mangifera indica (mango), 2452 nucleotides. Its product is annotated as polycomb group protein EMBRYONIC FLOWER 2. Gene Ontology annotation, cellular component: nucleus. The record is from RefSeq and is a predicted model, not a curated record. Gene Ontology annotation, molecular function: chromatin DNA binding. The coding region runs from base 218 to 2164 and encodes 648 amino acids. The transcript has 22 exons. NCBI's taxonomy places the organism in Eukaryota, Viridiplantae, Streptophyta, Magnoliopsida, Sapindales, Anacardiaceae.
CAACAGACCCCGCCUCGGUAACUGCGUUUAAUUCGCCCUUCUCUCUCUUAACACGCACCCAAUUUCUAACGAAACUUCUGGUAAACUAAAAGCUUCAGACCUGUUGCAUUUAUCUUAAACAAUUUCUUCUAACAUCUAGGGUUUCUAGCUCGAGGAGGUGUUUGGUUUUGGCUGCUGAAAUGGCUGUGAAAUUGUAUUCGGAAGCUCUUUAGCAAUAAUGCCGGGCAUUCCUUUGGUGGCGCGUGAAACGUCCUCGUACUCUAGAAGCACGGAUCAGAUGUGCCGUGAAGACUCUCGUGUGCAUUUAACUGCAGAAGAGGAAAUUGCUGCUGAAGAGAGUCUCUCUAUCUAUUGCAAGCCUGUAGAAUUUUACAACAUCCUUCAACGGCGUGCUAUAAGAAAUCCAUCAUUUCUUCAAAGAUGUCUGAACUACCAAAUUCAAGAAAAACACAGAAGGAGAAUACAAAUGACAAUUGCCCUGUCAGAUACUGUCAAUGAAGGUUUACAAGCUCAGUGCCCAUUUCCCUUGUACAUUUUGUUGGCAAGACUUGUGUCUAUCACAGAGUAUUCUGCAGAAUAUCACUUCAAUCGAGCCUGUAUUUUGACAAAUUUCACUGGAGUUGAGGGAAGUACUCAGGUUCAGGCAAACUUCGUUCUCCCUGACAUUAAUAAGCUAGCAUUGAAGGCCAAAUCAAGCUCACUAGCAAUUUUGCUUGUCAACUUUGCUGCAACCCCAAAUUCUUUGUGUGGAAUUGAUUUAACCAAGGCUCGUAUGGGUAUGACAUCAUUUCCAUCAAAUGAUGGCGGAUGCUGCCUUUGGGGCAAGAUACCUUUGGAAUCACUUUAUAUGUUGUGGGAGAAGUCCCCAAAUUUGAGUCUGGGACACAGAACUGAGGUGACAUAUUCUGUUGAAAUGCAUUCUUGCUUCUUGAAGUUAAGUUGUCUGAACAAGGAUAAAAGUGUCUCAAUCCAAAAGCCCUUUACUUCUGGAGCCUCAAAUACAUCACAGCGGUUGCAUGUCACCAUUUCAGCAGAAGAGAUAGGGGGAAAGGAAAAAUCACCCUAUAAUUCAUACACUUGUAGUGAUAUUACUUCUUCAUCAUUGUCUCGUAUUAUUCGGUUGAGGGCUGGAAAUGUUGUCUUUAACUACAGAUAUUACAACAACAAACUACAGAGAACCGAAGUAACUGAAGACUUUUCUUGUCCGUUCUGCUUGGUGAAAUGUGCAAGCUUUAAGGGUCUUAGAAACCACCUGCCCUCUUCACAUGAUCUGUUCAACUUUGAAUUUUGGGUUACUGAAGAAUAUCAAGCUGUAAAUGUAUCCAUGAAGACUGACACCUGGAGAUCUGAGGUUGUUGCGGAUGGUGUUGAUCCUAAACAGCAAACAUUCCUCUUCUGCUCAAAAAGACGAAGACUCAAAAGAUUGAAGAACCUAAUUCAACAUUCAAAGCAUGAGAAUCCACUUGUGUUGGGAUCAAACUUGCCUGCGGGAGUUUGUGAGCUUCUUGAAAAGGCUAACGGUGGGAAUGAUUUUCGGAAUGUUAAUGUUGGUGUUGCAGAGUGUGCACAGAGUGUUACUCCCAGCUAUAAUCUUGUGGGAAUUUCAGGUGCUGCAGAACAAUCAUAUGCUGAUCCUGAUUGUCUUCAGUCUGUAUCUGGAAACAAUCUUGCCCCCACUGCUAUGCUACAGUUUGCAAAGACAAGAAAGUUAUCUAUUGAACGUACUGAUCCCAGAAACCGUACCCUCCUUCAAAAGCGACAGUUCUUUCACUCACAUCGAGCUCAGCUGAUGGCAACAGAGCAAGUAAUGUCAGAUCGGGAUAGCGAGGAUGAAGUUGAUGAUGAUGUUGCUGAUUUGGAAGACCGUAGGAUGCUUGAUGAUUUUGUGGAUGUAACUAAAGAUGAGAAGCAAAUGAUGCACUUGUGGAACUCCUUCGUGAGGAAGCAACGGGUGUUGGCUGAUGGUCAUAUUCCGUGGGCGUGUGAAGCAUUUACGAAAUUGCAUGGACAUGACCUUGUCCAAGCCCCUGCCUUGUUGUGGUGUUGGAGACUGUUUAUGAUAAAACUGUGGAAUCAUGGACUGCUGGAUGCACGCACCAUGAACAAUUGUAAUAUUGCUCUGGAACAAUAUCAAAGGCAAGAUUCGGAUCCCAUGAAAAGUUAAAACAGUUGAUUUUUCUUUUUUCUUUUUAUUUUUCUUUCAAAUGGGUGAAUGAAUUUGAGUGAAGAGGAAGAGUUCCCACUCUAUUCAUUUGUCUGAAUCACCGCAUUUCUAGCGUGUGCUGGUUUUUGCAAAGAUUUUUCUCUCUCACUCACCCAUUUGAAAGGCCACUCAAGCUGUUUACUUCGUUCUGUUGCCCCAUGUAACUGAAUAAUUUAAAAAAUGUUGCCGUCAAUCACUUACUUUCAAAAUACCAUUAUUAAAAUUUUAGAGCAAGAGAUUUAGUGCAAA